Phyllopteryx taeniolatus (common seadragon) is the source of this 744-nucleotide messenger RNA. Its product is annotated as CKLF-like MARVEL transmembrane domain-containing protein 8. The transcript is spliced from 4 exons. Gene Ontology annotation, cellular component: membrane. The coding region runs from base 72 to 584 and encodes 170 amino acids. The record is from RefSeq and is a predicted model, not a curated record. Gene Ontology annotation, biological process: myelination. Gene Ontology annotation, molecular function: structural constituent of myelin sheath. NCBI's taxonomy places the organism in Eukaryota, Metazoa, Chordata, Actinopteri, Syngnathiformes, Syngnathidae.
CUGGAACAAAACUUCCUCUACAACAGCAUCUGUCUCGCUGAGAGGACAAAGACAAUCUAUAUGAGUGCAUCAUGGAGAGAACCUCAAUCGUGUUAGACCACAGGCCUCCCACUCCACCACAGUGCAGCAUCUCACCAUCCACCUUGGCCUUUGACCAACGAUUCACCUCGACAGCUAAGGGCAUUCUCCUUAUGGCAGAAAUAGUCUGUGGGAUGUUGGUGUGGAUUCUGCUAGCAGGCACAGAAUAUUUUCAGCUCUCUGCUCUCUGCUGGGUUAUGUUUGUUUCCAUCUCAUGCUGGGUCAUGACCAUUUGCCUCUUUAUUAUCUAUCUCACUGGAGUCCAAAACAGGACACCCCAAGUGCCCUGGACGACACUGUCUCUGUGUUUAAACAGCAGUGCCACAGCUCUGUAUCUGCUGACAGCAGUGCUAGAAGUCCUCUCGCUGCAGAGUAGCGUUGCUGGGCGACACACCCACAGCUGCUGGACUGCAUCUGCAUGUUUUGCCAUCCUGACUACCGUGUGCUAUGGAGGUAGCAGUCAUCUCAGCUACCAGGCCUGGAAAACCACCAAAGAAGAGCUCUAAUGUCAUGUCUUCUUUUCUGUCUUUGUCAGGCGUAUCAUAGUGUUAACCUUAACAGCUAUCAUAACUCAUAUUUACUGAUUGUUUUAUAACAUUAUGAUGUAAACAUUAUUUGUACCAGCAUAUUUGGUAAACUAUAAAUAAAAGUGAAUUUAUGCAGUGA